This is a messenger RNA of Drosophila subpulchrella, 2690 nucleotides long. RefSeq lists its product as uncharacterized. Bases 487 to 2286 code for a protein of 599 amino acids. The transcript has 9 exons. Gene Ontology annotation, molecular function: GTP binding; GTPase activity. The record is from RefSeq and is a predicted model, not a curated record. NCBI's taxonomy places the organism in Eukaryota, Metazoa, Arthropoda, Insecta, Diptera, Drosophilidae. Gene Ontology annotation, biological process: small GTPase-mediated signal transduction.
UCGCCGCGGUUGUGUCCGCUCCGCUUCGCUCCGUUUUCGUUGUUGUUUCGUUGUUAUCCGUCGGUUUAUUUUAGCGGAGUUUGUUUUCGGUUUUCAGUGUGUUCUGUUUUCGCUUUUUUUUCUGUGCCGCGAGUUGCACGCACGCGCAGCAACAACAAAAUAAAGUCCCAGGGUGCAAGUUGCAGCGUUUUCGGCGUUGACGUCGACGCAGCGCAGGCGCAACAGCGGCAGAGCAACGAAUCAAAUGGAAUUGGAUCUCGCCUCGCGCAAUUAAUUGGAAUUACGUUCAACUGGAAGUGAGUUGACUUUAAAGUUGGAAAGAGGAAAACGUUUUAAAUUUGUUGGCAACGCAAACUGGUGGAAAAUUGUGGCAAACUCUUGUGUGUGUUUCGUCCGUCGUCCAACCAACUGUCAUUGUCUUUUGGCAUUGGGCAACAUUUUAAUUGAAAAAGUUUUGACAACUCGCAAGCAGGAGGAGGAGUAGAGAUGACUGUGAAAUUGGCCAAGCUGUUUGGGGGUGGUGGUGGCCUCGAGGUCCUGGACUCCAACCAGGAGCAACAUCAGGAGCAGCAGCAGCAGCAGCAGCAGCAACCACUGGCUGCCACAAUGCAGCAACACCAGCAGCAACAGCACUUGCAACAACCACCACCUCUGCCGCCCCCAAAUGCGAAUAUGAAGAGCCUCAAGUAUUACGAGCACCUGCAGGCCACCUAUCUGAUGGAUCAGGAUCACGAUCACGAUCAGGAUCAGGAUCAGGAUCAGGAUGACUACGAGGACACCUGCAUGCAGCGCAACCAUCCGUACAACAAUUCCCAGAGACCGCUUCUGGGCGAUCGUCGUCCCCAGCUGACGGUGAUGAGUGUUGGUAAAAAGGGUACCAAAUCGGGGGGUAUACCCCAGCAGCAGAAUCUACCAUUGCCACCACCAUUGCCACCCCUAAGGACCUACAUCUCACCCUAUGUGCAGCAACAGAAGCGGGACAGUGCCAAGGGAUUGCAUGGCUUCAACGAUUUUGAUGCCCUGUCCCAGCAGUACAAUCAGCACCUGCAGAGUCCUCACAUUGGGUAUCCCUAUGGCAGUCCACCCUCGCCGACGGCUCAAUCAAGUGAUUUCUGCUUCGAUCGGCAGACGGGAUUGGUAAUGAUGCCUGGUAACACCAAUACCAACGCCGCAGGAGGGGGUCACCACCAGGUCAUCUCGAGCAGUUCGAGCAACUGCAGCAGCUCGCACACCACAUCCACCUCCUCGCCCACCCGAUAUUAUCCCGAUAAUUCGGGCCAUACCAGUCUUUAUCCCUCCCGUUUCGAGGAUGAUUUUUGCAUGCGUCGUCCUGCUCCGGAAAGCACUUCGUCACCCAUUGUCGCUGGAGGCGGCGGAGGCGGCGGAGGAGGACGUGGCAGUGGACCCUUCAUCUUUGGCAUCGCACCGGAGGAUCAGGUCACGGACUAUGGCAGCAAUCCACUGCCCCCAACGCCCCCGCAGCUGAAACAACAACAAUCUGUGAUUAGCCGUAGUCCUUUGCAACAAUCGCUGAGCGACACAAGUGCCGCCAGCAGUGGCAAGGGCUCCAAAUUCUUACUGCGUAAGCGUAAAUCAAAGAAGACAACCGCAGCAUCCACAACAACAACAACAACUGCAGGAGCAACAGCUGACACCGAAACAACGGGAAAAAAGGGUGGCAAAAAGGCUGUCAGCAGCCCCCCGCAGCCCUCGAUCAAGUGCGUCCUGGUGGGCGAUGGAGCCGUGGGCAAGACGAAUCUGAUCCUGUCGUAUCUGGAGAACCGCUUCAACCCGGAGCACAUUCCCACGGCCUCAGACAUUUAUAAUGCCGAUGUGAAUGUGAACGAGAGUCCGGUGCACCUGACCAUUUGUGAUACCGCCGGCCAGGACACCCUGGACCCGCUGAGGGAGCUCUGCUAUCCGGACAGCGACGUCUUCCUGCUCUGCUUCUCGGUGGUGAAGCCGGAAACGUUUCGGGCCAUCAAGGCCAAGUGGGCGCCCAAGUUUGCUAAGACCAAGGCGGCCCUGAUUUUGGUUGGCACCCAGGCCGAUCUUCGCACCAGCCCGAAUGUCCUCAACAAACUGCAGACAAAUGGCGAGAAGGCAAUUUCAUAUGCAGACGCCUGGGAUUUGGCAACAACAAUUGGCGCAAAAUACAUUGAGACUUCGUCAGCCACACAGGACAAAGUCAAGGAUGUGUUCGACGCAGCCAUUUGGGAGGGCCUCGUGCCCACCACCCUGCCGCCCACGCCCUCCUUCUGGAGGAAGCUCUUCUGCCUGGCCUGAAGCCCGAACUCGAAAACCCAACUCAACUCAGCACACGAUAUAUUAUUUUCGUUUUUUUUUGGAUACCUAUAUAUACCCAUUAUUUAUAUUGAACAAUAUAUUUUUUUUUUUUAGAGAUUUUCGUUUAGCAGUGCUUGCACACAGACUGAUCUACACAUAAACUAAAAUAAUAUAGACAUAUGAUAUAUAAUGCCUAAUUGCUUACGUUUUCAUGAUAGAUUUUAUCCUCUUACUCGUGGUUUUUUCUCAUUGCUUCUAUUAUUGUUUAAUUAUUUAGUCUUAAACUAUUUAGACCUUAUUAUCGCCCAGAUCCACAACUAUGUUACAUCAUUCCAUCCAUUUUUAAGCAUUACGUUUUAAGCAAAUAUUUCAAAUAUUGUAUAUCGAAGGCAGCAAAAAAUAUA